Molecule: messenger RNA, 2883 nt
Organism: Rhagoletis zephyria (snowberry fruit fly)
Lineage: Eukaryota; Metazoa; Arthropoda; Insecta; Diptera; Tephritidae
Product: glutamyl aminopeptidase-like
Biological process (GO): peptide catabolic process; proteolysis
Cellular component (GO): cytoplasm; membrane
Molecular function (GO): zinc ion binding; peptide binding; metalloaminopeptidase activity
Source: RefSeq, a predicted model, not a curated record
AUGAUUAUCACCGCAAAAUUGGUGGCAAUAGGCUUGGGAUUAGCUCUCACUGCAUUCACGGUAUCAACGAUUGUAUUAGCUGUGCAAAAGUCGAAUCUGCAGGAUGAGUUGGAUAAGGCACGUGACGAAUUGGAUCAGUUGCAAACCGCCACUACAGCUGGGCCUGGUACGACCACUGUAACUGCUGUCACUACCACCACUAUUGCGACAACCACUGUGCUGCCGGAGACUACAACACCAGUACCGGGAGUUAUAAACUAUAGACUUCCCGACAGCAUUUACCCAAUCAGCUAUGAUCUUUAUCUACAUCCUGAAAUAGAUACGGGUAACUUUAUUGGCCAAAUAUUGAUCCGCGUGAACACGACGAGAGCCAUCAACCAAAUUGUGUUGCAUGCCAGCAAACUGACUAUAAAUAAUGUCUAUCUAACCGGUACCAAUAAUCCAACUGUGUUUGUGAAGAACUUCUACCUCGAUACGGUACGUGAGUUCUUAGUGGUGGAGUUGAGUGAGGAAUUACGAGCAGCGCGGGCUUUCUAUGUUGGCAUAUUGUUCGAGGGUAAUAUGGAUGGGCAAAUUGUGGGGCUUUACAGUUCGUCGUACACCAAAGCGGAUGGUAGCAAGAAAGUUAUUGCCACCUCUAAGUUUGAGCCGACUUAUGCGCGUCAGGCUUUCCCCUGUUUCGAUGAGCCAGCCAUGAAAGCAACUUUCUUAAUCACUUUAGUGUAUCCCAAGGAAGGUGAUUACCAUGCGCUCUCCAAUAUGGAUAUUUCGCGCGAGUCUAAUCAAGGUAACUACGUAGAGGUCUUCUUCAAUCAGAGCGUGCCGAUGAGCACUUACUUGGCCUGUUUUAUUGUUUCGGACUUUGCAAACAAAUCGACAACCAUCAAUACAAAUGGCAUUGGCGAAAACUUUACUUUGCGCGCCUUUGCGACUCCUGAACAACUUGAUAAGGUUGAUUUUGCGCUGGAAGUUGGCCAAACGGUUAUUGAAUACUACAUUCAGUACUUCCAAGUGGAAUAUCCAUUGCCAAAGUUGGACAUGGCUGCCAUACCAGACUUCGUCUCUGGUGCUAUGGAACAUUGGGGUUUGGUCACUUAUCGUGAAACCACAUUGCUUUAUGACGAAAACGUCAGCUCAACGGCAAAUCGGCAAAAUAUUGCGAGCGUUAUCGCUCAUGAAUUUGCGCAUAUGUGGUUCGGGAAUUUAGUCACGAUGGCUUGGUGGAACGAUUUAUGGCUUAAUGAGGGUUUUGCGAGCUACAUUGAAUAUAUAGGCGUUGAGGCGAAAUUUCCUGAAUGGAAAAUGCGCGACCAAUUUAUCACCGAUACUCUACAUAGGGUCCUCUCUUUGGAUGCCACACUCGGUUCCCAUCCGAUUAUACAAACUGUAGCGAAUCCCGAUCAAAUUACUGAAAUAUUUGAUACCAUCACCUACUCGAAGGGUUCAUCCAUAAUCCGAAUGUUGGAAGAUUUUAUUGGCGCUGAAAACUUUCAAAAGGCUGUUACGAAUUACUUGAAUGAGUACAAAUAUAGUAAUGCUGUGACGGAUAACUUUUUAACGGAAAUCGAUAAAUUAAAUUUGGGCAUUGAUGUAAAAUCGAUUAUGAAUACUUGGACAGAACAAAUGGGUUUACCAGUAGUCGAGGUAGAACAAUUAAGCGAUACAAGAUUUAGACUUACACAAAGACGUUUCUUCUCCAAUCCGGAUGAUUACGAAGGCAUCUACGAUGAUUCACCGUUUAAUUAUACUUGGUCAAUACCGAUUACUUACAAGACAAAUGCAACGGUUGAUGAGACGAGAGCUUGGUUCUACUAUAAUCAAACCGAAUUAAUUAUUGAAUUGACAACUGCACCUGAAUGGAUUAAAUUCAAUUACGAUCAGAUCGGCUACUAUCGUGUUAACUAUCCUGAAACUUUGUGGCUAAAGUUAGCGAAUCAACUUAUAACGGAACCUACUAAAUUUUCAGUUGGUGAUCGCGCUGGUCUCUUAAAUGAUGCCUUCUCGCUCGCCGAUGCCACGCAGCUCUCUUACGACACAGCCUUCGACAUGACGGAAUAUUUGGCAAAGGAAACCGAAUAUGUGCCCUGGAGUGUGGCGGCAUCGAAGCUCACCUCACUCAAACGUUCGCUUAUGUUCACCGAAGUUUAUGGCAAUUACAACCAGUAUUCACGCAAUUUAAUAAAGCCAAUCUAUGAACAAGUUACGUGGACAGUAGGUGAUGAUCACUUACAAAACCUCUUGCGUGUUACUAUCUUAUCGGCUGCUUGCUCCCUCGGUGUGGAGGAAUGCCUAACAGAAGCAGCAACACGCUUUAAUGCAUGGCUUGGUACUCCAGAUGUGCGCCCACAUCCAGACAUUCGUCAAACAGUCUACUACUAUGGGGCAUAUGCCGCUAAUGAGCAGUCUUGGAACAAGAUGUGGGAACUCUUCGUGAACGAGUCUGAUGCCAGUGAGAAAUCAAAAUUAAUGUACGGCCUGUCGGCUGUGCAAGUGCCAUGGAUUUUGAGCAACUAUAUCAAUCUUGCCUGGGAUGAAAAUAAUGUGCGCAGUCAAGAUUAUUUCACUUGUUUGCAAUAUAUCGCCGCCAACCCGGUUGGUGAACCAAUCGUUUGGGAUUAUGUGCGCGAACAUUGGCCCGAUUUAGUGAACCGUUUCGGUUUGAAUGAACGUUACUUGGGUAAUAUGAUCCCUUCAAUUACGUCGCGCUUCGACAAACAAACCAAAUUGGAAGAAAUGGAGCAAUUCUUUGCUAAAUACCCAGAGGCCGGCGCUGGUGCAGCGGCACGUGUGCGCGCUUUGGAGACAGUGAAGAAUAACAUAGCUUGGUUGGCAAACAAUAAGGAAAACGUUGGAGCGUGGCUGACUGAGCAUUCCGCCUCAUAG